Messenger RNA from Heterotrigona itama, 1370 nucleotides. Lineage: Eukaryota; Metazoa; Arthropoda; Insecta; Hymenoptera; Apidae. The record is from the annotation of a GenBank genome assembly.
AUGUGCGGUUUGUGCAAGAGGAGUACGAACAGUCGUGGAAAGCACGGCGGCAAGGCAGGACGAGUGAAGGCACAACACGGGCCGCACAGAAUGGCACACACGAGGGCGGCGUUGCGCCAGACAUCGGACCUGGACACGUUGCUGUGUAGACAGGAUCUCGACCGGCUGCAGAAGCUCGACGAAGAUGAGAAAGAGCCGAGAGAGCCGACGGUGCAGAUGGAGGACUUCUUCGAGGUUGGAGGGCCGGUGUGCCGGGCGCAGGCGAGCUUCGUCUCGUCGAGGAGUCAACCGGCAGCGAGCGACGACGACGUGUUCCUCAGGCCACCGCUCUGGGAGGACAUCACCUCGAGUAUACAGAAGCUGGACCCGGAGAACGCGGACAUGCUGGGCUCGCAGUCGCACGUCAAGAUGGAGACGGACGACGUCUCGUCGCCGGUGUUGUCGCCGGUCGAGAUCAAGAGCGAGCCGUUGCCACCGCCGCCGACCUUGCACCUCCUCGAAGCUCCCGCUUCCAACACGGUCUCGAGCUACGCCAACGGCCAUCCCAGUCCUUCCCAAGUCGUUCACCAUCGGACGGCCAGCAGCAGCAGCAAUAACAAUGGUAGCAACAGUAACAACAACAACAACAACAACAACGCUUCCAACGCUCCCAAUAGCAACAACAAUCACGGCAAUGCUAACAGCAGCGGCAACAACAAUGGCGGCAGCAACAACAGCAACAACAACGCUGUUGGGAAUGGCAACGGGAACAGCAGCAACAACAACAACAACAACAACAACAGUAGCAGCAACAACAACAACAACGACUCGACGACGAGCCACCACGGAGGGGGGAGCGCGACGUCGCCGCUUUACGGCUCGAUGACUAGGUUGAUGUACAUUUCGCCGCUGACACCGCCGAUCUCCGACCCUGGCUCGCCGAUAGGGGCGCCACCGAGGCGGACACCCCCGCCACCCUAUCCUCAGCCCUCGAUUAUGAAUCCUCCUCACAGGAUUCAACCACCGAGCAUCACGAGCAAAUUCAACAGGCGGAACAACCCGGAGCUGGAGAAGAGACGCGUUCAUCACUGUGAUUUCAUAGGUUGUACAAAGGUCUACACAAAGAGUUCGCAUUUAAAGGCGCAUCAGCGGAUACACACGGGUAAGUGGAAUCUGUGCUGCUCGCCGCGUAGAUAUUCGCCUGGCGGAAUAAACUAGAGCUCAGUGGAAGUUGGAUACAUGCGUGGCUACUCAUCUACGCGAGGCGAAGCGUUUGAAAGCGCACGAGGUCGAGAGCAGCGCUCGGCAGCGUGGGCAGGGCGCGGUUCUCGCAGCCUCUCCUUCUCUCCACUCUCUUUCUUCGUUUAACCUUCGCUCUCCGCGCAUCUCUU